Molecule: messenger RNA, 807 nt
Organism: Erinaceus europaeus (western European hedgehog)
Lineage: Eukaryota; Metazoa; Chordata; Mammalia; Eulipotyphla; Erinaceidae
Product: vomeronasal type-1 receptor 4-like
Exons: 2
Coding region: 1-807 (268 amino acids)
Biological process (GO): G protein-coupled receptor signaling pathway
Cellular component (GO): membrane
Molecular function (GO): pheromone receptor activity
Source: RefSeq, a predicted model, not a curated record
AUGACCUUGGGGGAUUUGGCAUUUGGAACCAUCACCUUGUUCCAGAGCGCAGCUGGAAUCUUGGGGAAUAUCUGGCUUCUUUAUCACUGUUUUUAUAUUCACUUUGCGGGAUGCAAGUUCAAGCCUACAGACUUGAUUCUCAAGCACCUGGCAUUAGCAAACUCCUUGCUGAUCCUCACCAAAGGAGUCCCCCAGGUGGUAGCAGUAUUUGGAUCCAACUCUUCCUACAGUGAUUUUGAAUGCAAACUUGUCUUCUAUCUUUACAGAGUAGGCAGGGGUGUGUCGUUUGGGGCCACCUGUCUCCUGAGUGUCUUUCAGGCCUUCACAAUCAGCUCCUGGAAGCCCAGGUGGAUGGCACUGAAAGUCAAAGCUUACAAGUACAUCGACUUCUUCAGCCUCCUGUGCUGGAUCCUACACAUGCUGAUAAACAGCAUCUUUCCCAUUCGUGUGGUAUAUAAAUGGAACAACAAAAACAUCACCAAGGAAACCAGUGUUGGAUACUGCCUGGGUAUCAGUCAAGGCAAAAUCAGAGAUUUGCUGCUGGAGGCCAUUUUCUACCUUCCUGGCUGUCUGAGUCUAGGACUCAUGCUGUGGGCCAGCAGCACCAUGGUUGUGAUCCUGUACAAACAUAGGCAACGUGUGCAACACAUUCACCAGACCAACCUCUUCCCAAGACCCUCUCUGGAGACUAGAGCCAUCCAAAGAGUCCUCAUUCUUGUGAUGAGUUUUGUGACAUUUUAUGCUCUCUCUUCUUUCUUUUCCAUUUAUGUGGCACUCACUGAAAAUCCCAGUCAGUCGCUGUCGUGA